Panicum hallii is the source of this 2356-nucleotide messenger RNA. Its product is annotated as BUD13 homolog. Gene Ontology annotation, molecular function: RNA binding. The transcript is spliced from 8 exons. The record is from RefSeq and is a predicted model, not a curated record. Gene Ontology annotation, cellular component: U2-type spliceosomal complex; RES complex. Gene Ontology annotation, biological process: mRNA splicing, via spliceosome. The coding region runs from base 279 to 2054 and encodes 591 amino acids. Lineage: Eukaryota; Viridiplantae; Streptophyta; Magnoliopsida; Poales; Poaceae.
GGCCCAGGAGACGAGUCCACGCGCUCCCUCCGCCUCGAGAGCCUCUCGCAUCUCUCCGACCCCGUCAGGCACCGCCGCACCGGUCGUCGCCGGCGCGAGGGACUUGCGCGGUGUGUCGCGCACGGCUGCUGCGGCAGGUGGGCGGAGCAGGAUAGCGCCGGCCGCUCGGCUAACCAGCCACCACUUCGGGUAGGCAGCUGAUUCACUCCCGUCUAUUGGCUUUGCUUUCGGGGAUUGGGGAUCCGGCACCGCAUCACCGGAAAGGGGGGCUGCCAACCAUGGCGGCGAGGCAUCCGCCGCCGUCGUCCGCCUCCGCUCCCGCUGGGGGGCUCUCCAUGAAGGAGUACCUCAAGAGGUACCAGUCGAGCCCGGGCGCCGACGGGGACCAGAAGAAGGCGAAGAAGAAGACGAAGAAGAAGCCCAAGCCCGCAGCCGGUGGAGGCGGGGUGCUCAUCGUCGACGAGGACCCCGUGUGGCAGAAGCCCGUGCAGGUGGAGGACGACGAGCCCGCGUCGUCAGGUGAAGACAAGCCCCUGGUGGAUGAGGACAUCGAGGUCAAGCGGAUGCGCCGCCUGGAGGCAAUACGCGCGGCGCGGCCGUACAACGCCAUUGCUGAGGACGGCAGCGGGUGGGUCGCUGUGGCCGCCCCGGAGGAGCAGGCUGGUGGUUCGACCCGCCUCCGCAGGAACGACACGCCGUCGCCGGAGCGAGGAGGUGCUGGGAGCAAGGACAUUUCUCCUCCGCGGCGGAGGCAGCGGCGUGACACACCCUCACCUAAGCCUGGCGAUGCUGCUGGGAAGGACAUGUCGCCACCGAGGCAGAGGCGGAGGCGCCAGGACACGCCAUCCCCAAAGGGCAACGGUGCAGCUGAUCAGGAUGACAUGUCACCACCACGGAAGUCUAUGAGGCAACAAGACCCCUCGCCACUGAGGAGACGUGCUCGUAAUGACUCUGAGGAGCCCCAGGACCUCGAACUGCCAAGGAGGCAUGUGAAACAUGAUUCUGAGGAGCCUCGGGAUAUCUCACCACCACGAAGGCGUAGGCAUGACUCAGAGGAGCCCCAGGACAUGCCGCCACCACGGAGGCGAAUGAGGCAUGAUUCUGAGGAGCCCCGGGACAUGCCGCCACCACGAAGGCGUAGGCAUGAUUCAGAGGAGCCGCAAGACCUCUCUGUACCACGUCGAAGAGCACAGCAUGACUUAGAGGAGCCCAAAGACAUGUCCCCUCCUCGGCGACGGAGACGGCAUGAUUCAGAAGAGCCCAAAGACAUGGCACCACAGAGGAGGAAGCACCAGGACUCUACAAAGGUGGAUGAUCUGUCGCCUCCAAGAAGGAGAAAUAUGGGGCAGAGUCCAGAAGAUGGGGACAUUUCACCACCAAGGAAGGGUAAGAAGGAAGGAGCCCAAAAACAGGCGAGGAAAGCUGGACUGAUGACAGCAGAGGAAGUUAAAGAGGACAUCAGAAAGAUUAAGGAGGAUGAGAUGCUCAAGUUCGCAGCGCAGGAUCCCUCAUUGGUUGGGAAAGGUGCAAAGGCUGUAUUCCGAGAUAAGGAAGGGAAACGGAUAAGUGAAGAAGAGAUGCGCAAGUCAAAGGAAUCUGAAAAGCCGAAGGAAAUACAUAUAGAAUGGGGUAAAGGAUUGGCACAGAAGCGAGAAGCUGAGGCUAGAUUUAAAGAGCUUGAAGCUGAGAAGAGUAAACCAUUUGCUCGAACAAGGGAUGACCCUGAGCUUGACUCUAUGCUAAAAAACAGAAUCCGAUGGGGUGAUCCUAUGGCUCACCUUGUCAAGCGGAAAGAUCCAGAAUUUCUCCUUGAAGACUUUGGAGACGAUGAAAAGAUGAAAGAAUCUGGUUUCAUAGUUCCCCAAAAUAUACCUAGUUACAGUUGGCUGAAACGUGGAGUAGAUCCCCCUCCAAAUCGUUAUGGCAUAAAGCCUGGGCGUCACUGGGAUGGUGUGGAUCGCAGUAAUGGAUUUGAGAAGGACAUGUUCAAGCUAAAGAACGAGAAGCAAGCAAUGGAGCAAGAGGCCUAUCUUUGGUCUGUAUCAGAUAUGUGAGCCCAUCUGCUGUUCCAGGACUACUUGUGGUCUAAAAGGAAGAACCGAAGGCUACUCUUCAAACGAUUUUUUACAGAAAAAUGACAGCACUGGUGGAUGCUGUACAGCUGGAGUAGCUCUAAUAUUUUGCUGAUAGCUCAAUGAGGCAGCAUUUUUUAUACCUGUAUUUGUUGAAACUUGUUACUCAUACCUUUUUGUUGCCCUUCACAUUUUGUAAUAUAGACGACCGUGCUGCAAAGACGCGGUUUUUGGACAAGUACAAAAGAUGAGAUUUCACUGCUACUUUCUGCUUUCGAUGUGAA